UCGUCCUCCAGCUCCAACCAGCUAGCUAGCUAGCUAUCUAUCUAUCUAUCUAUCUAUCUAUCUGUUUUAGUCCGUCUAUUUAGAUAUUCUCUCUCUCUCUCUCUCUCUCUCUUCAUAUUCUUGCCUUACUAUAGAUAUAACAUGAUUACAGAGAGAGAGAGAGAGAGAGAGAGAGAGAUAAAUAGGUAGGGAUAUUAUUUUGAUGAAGUAAACCCCCAUCCCAUCCCAACCCAAUCCCCUUCCCCCCUCCAUUGUCUUAGUCGUAUUAUUUCUUCUUCCUCCCAAUACCACCACUACCACUACCAUGCUCGCCGCCGCCUCCUCCUCCACGCCGGCCAGCAGUCCAGUUUCUCUCCUCCCCUCCCCCACCCAUCUCCGACGACUCCACCUUCUUGUCAAGCCCUCCUCCUCCUCCAGACCGCCUCCUCCCAAGUCCGACAGGUCUAGGUCUAGGUCCGUCUCUGUCACCGCCCUUAUUCUCCCUCCCUCUUUCUCAUCCUCAUCCUCUUCCUCUUCCUCAUCCUCUUCUUCCAAACAGCGACAGCAACAGCUGCAGCAGCAGCUCUACCAGCCCUACCGCCCGCCGCCAUCUCCCCUACCCCCAAAGUACCGCUCCCUCGACACCAAGGAGCGCCUCGACAUCCUCACCAAUCGGCUGGGUCUUUGGUUCGAGUACGCCCCUCUCAUCACAUCCCUCCUCCAGGAGGGCUUCAUCUCCACCACCAUCGAGGAGAUUACCGGCAUCGCCUCCCUCGAACAGAACCGCCUCGUCGUCGCUGCCCAGGUCCGGGACUCCCUGGUCCAAUCCACCGACGACGAGGUUGUUUCCUACUUCGAUGCCCCCUCCGCCCCCGAACUCCUCUACGAAAUCCGCACCCUCAACACCCCGCAACGCGCCCUGGCGGCGCGUUUCAUCAUCGACUACGGCUUCGACGGCAGGAGAGCCGAAGAGCUGGCGAGGUCCAUGAAGGAUUACCCCCGGCGGUACGGGGAGAGGGGGUGGGAGAGCUUCGACGGGAACCUGCCCGGAGAUUGUCUGGCCUUCAUGUACUUCAGGCAGGCUCAGGAGCACAGGUCGGCCUCGUCGCCGGAGCUGAGCAAGGCCAUGCUGGAGAGGGCUCUGGAGGUGGCCACGACGGAGAGGGCGAAGCAGAGGGUGAUCCAGGAUGUGGAGGGGGGCAGCGACGAGGACGACGGCGACGGCGGCGGCAUAGAUGACCGGGUGAGACUGCCGGUGGUGAGGAUGGAGUUCGGGGAGGUCGGGCAGUCGAGCUCGGUCGUGGUACUGCCGGUGUGCAGGGCGGAGGAGAGCGAAGCGGCGCCGUGGGAGUGCGGAAUGGGAGGGGAGUUUGGGGUGGUGCAGGCGGAGAAGGGGUGGAGCAGCUGGGUGGUGCUGCCUAGGUGGGCGCCGAUGGCGGGUCUGAACAGAGGGGGGGUUGCGGUGGCGUUCCCCAGGGCGAGGGGGGUGUUGCCCUGGAGGAUCAAGAGGAAGGAUGCGGCAGAGGAGAUCCUGGUGGUGGUGGACCGGGGGCUGAAGGAGGAGGAAGAGGGCGAGGACGAGGGGUGGUUUCAUCUGGUGGCGGCGGGGAGUGAAGGGGCGAAGGUGGAGAGGUGGAGGGACAUGGAUGCGGAGAAGAAGGGGAGGAGCCUGGGGAGGGCGGUUUUGGUGGUGAAGCCCCCCAGGGAUGAGAACGAUGAGUUGAGCCCCGAGGACUGGGACUGACCCACCGACCUGGUAGUUUAAUGAACUCCACUCCCGCACUAAUCUAUCUGCUUCUGUGUCCUCUGUCUGAUAAAGCCUCUACCCUACCCUACCCUACCCUAUUAUACACCUUACUACUGCUUACACAUCACGAGGAGGGCUUGCUUCUCCUCUCCAUACAAAAAGUUCCAACAGUUGGUUAAAUCCUUUAACACAGCAAGGAGCAUUUUCAGAAUUCAUAAA
Andrographis paniculata is the source of this 1945-nucleotide messenger RNA. RefSeq names its product rubisco accumulation factor 1.1, chloroplastic. The record is from RefSeq and is a predicted model, not a curated record. Gene Ontology annotation, cellular component: chloroplast. The transcript has a single exon. Lineage: Eukaryota; Viridiplantae; Streptophyta; Magnoliopsida; Lamiales; Acanthaceae. Bases 305 to 1723 code for a protein of 472 amino acids.